Trichoplusia ni (cabbage looper) is the source of this 1986-nucleotide messenger RNA. Its product is annotated as nucleolar protein 9. Gene Ontology annotation, molecular function: RNA binding. Gene Ontology annotation, cellular component: preribosome, small subunit precursor; 90S preribosome; nucleolus. The record is from RefSeq and is a predicted model, not a curated record. Lineage: Eukaryota; Metazoa; Arthropoda; Insecta; Lepidoptera; Noctuidae. The transcript is spliced from 7 exons. Bases 69 to 1976 code for a protein of 635 amino acids. Gene Ontology annotation, biological process: endonucleolytic cleavage to generate mature 5'-end of SSU-rRNA from (SSU-rRNA, 5.8S rRNA, LSU-rRNA); ribosomal small subunit export from nucleus; endonucleolytic cleavage in ITS1 to separate SSU-rRNA from 5.8S rRNA and LSU-rRNA from tricistronic rRNA transcript (SSU-rRNA, 5.8S rRNA, LSU-rRNA).
GACUUUGACAUUAACAUAACCUUAACAUUCACCUGGUGUUUUGUUUGUAAAGUAUCUAAACAGUAAAAAUGAGCGAAGAAAAUGUGGAUAACAAUCCUAAUAAAAAGAGGUCGCGAAAGAAACGUAAGAACUUCUUGGCAAACGCUAAGAAAUAUGCGAAAAAGGGCCAGAUGGGACGCGGGUGUCGGAUUCCUGAAGAAUUAUACCAAUACUUUGUUGGCAUCCUCGAUGUCAUGAAACAGGGCAUCGAAGACAAGGAAGAGAGACAAAGUUUGGUCAACAAUGUAUUAGAUCGGACAAAAGACGAAGAAUUAAACGUAAUUGGUAAUCAGCUUGGCUGCAGGGUCAUAGAACUGUUACUCCCAUUCGCCUCCCCUGAAGAUCUGGAGAGGUACAUGGAAGUUGUAUCACCGGAACUCCGUAAACUGUGUUCCGAUAACUUUACCAGCCAUGUCAUAGAGACAUUAUUAAGAGUGUCUUGUGAAAGAGCUACAGAACAUUUACAAACCAGUCCUGAGGAGACAAAGGAAGAAGAAGAGGUUCCUAAAAAGAAGCGUAAAGUAGAAAAAACAGAACCGAAGUAUGAACAAGAACACAUACAAAAAUGUCAUGAAUUCACACUAAAAAUCUCCAAAUACGCACUAAAUAACCUAGAAGAGUUUGUUUGGGACAAAACCGCAAAUUAUAUUCUGCGUAGUGUAGUAAAAUGUUUAAGUGGCAUCACAUUACUGCCUGGAGAGAAACCUAAGGUCAACAUAUUUAAACAAACAGUUGACGAUGGGAAAGGAAUACCGCCGCAUACCAACACAAUGACGUACAAAGCGAUUCCUGAAGAGUUCAAACCUUUAGUCAAGGACUUCGUAACCCGUUUAUCAUCAUGGCCUCAAUUUAAAGACUUGCCGUUCCAAAACACAACAUCAGGUCUUCUCCAAGUAUUGUUGUAUGCUAUUAAAAAUGUUGACAAGAAUGCUACGAAGGAGAUUCUACGGGAUCUAUUGGACAAGUGCUUUGCCCCUGAGGAUUGGGUGGCUGAAGGUGAUGAUGAUAAGAAGGAGGUGAAGGAUGGUGAUGGCAAUCCUGCGGUGUCAAGUGAUUUGCCACCAGUAUUUCAAUCAGAAGCUGCUGUGAGGCUACUGGAAGCGGCUCUCUUCGUGUCCAAGAAGAAGACCUACACGCAGAUCUACGCGCGCUGCUUCAUCAACCGGCUGGGGCAGCUGGCCGCCAUGCCCAUGCUCAACUACACCGUGCAGAGGCUCAUCGAUAACUGUGAUGUUAAGGAAGAGUUCGAGCCUAUGUUUGAGGAGCUCUCCGACAAGCUGGGCGCGCUGCUGGCGUGCGGCAACACCGGCGUGCUGGUCGCGCUCGCCAAGGCCUGUCUCAGGCUCAAGGCCAAGCAGGCGCAGUAUAUCAAUAGUCUAGAGACCGCUCUGAAGUGUUCAUCCCCGGACCUCCAGAAGUACUUCUCAGUGCUGUGCCUCCGCCUGCUGCCGGCAGACCGCGUCGACCUCACUACCCUGGAUAAGGAGUACUUCAUCAACGUCCACGGAUCUGUUAUACUUCAGUGUAUACUUGAUUUUCAGCGUCCAGCAAAAGCAGUCCAAGGUCUUCUGGAGUUGACUCCGGAGCAGCUGAUAGUGAUCCUGUGCGACGCUAAGGGUUGUCACGUGGGCGACGCGCUCGCGAGGGGGCAGUGCGUCGGAGUGAAGGCGCGGGACAAGCUUAUAUGGCGGCUUAAGGGUUACUACCAGAAGAUAGCGCUUUCCCAAUAUGGAUCAAGAGCUUUCGAACAAAUAUUCCAAGUGGCCUCACCUGAGCAAAAGAUCAAGAUCAUGACAGAGCUAGCAGACAAGAGCAACCUCCUGAACAGCACGACCUACGGGAGACUCAUCGCUACGAAACUAGAUGUCGCCACUUUCAAACUGUCGCAAAAGAAGUGGGAGGAGAGUUGGAAGAAGAAAGAGAAGGAAAAUAAAUAGUUGUGUUACA